CAACACCGUUCCACGUUUCAUCAUGGUGACAAAAGAGGGAAGUGGGAUAUGUUCUAUGACGCGGUUCCGUUGUUAGCACCGCCCCGCACCACCUUGUUAUGUUGGUUGAGACCCUCGGUUGACACCAGUGCAGACAGGAGGAGGGGACGGUGCAACUGUGAAUGAGAACAAUUCCAGUCUCCAUGUGGAUGGACAACAUUCUACAUCAUUGGGAAGUAUUUUUGUUCACUAGUUGAAGUGGAUCCCACAGAGACAUGAAAGGCAAGGGGAAAUAGAGUUGGUUUUGGCUUGAAGUUAAAACAACCUCUGAGAGAUCUAGUAUUUACAUAAUAAAGAAACCCUUUUUUUCAUUUGAUUAUGGAUCAGUCCACAAUGGAUAGCCCUGUGACUUUGGUGAUUAAAACUCCAAAUCAAAAGUAUGAUGACCAAACAAUUAACUGCUUUCUGGACUGGACAGUGGAGAAACUAAAAAGUCAUCUUUCAAACGUUUACCCAAGUAAACCGUCAACCAAGGAUCAAAGGCUUGUUUAUUCUGGCAAACUUCUCCUUGAUCACCUGCGGUUGAAAGAUGUUCUCAGGAAACAAGAUGAGUACCACAUGGUUCAUUUAGUGUGUGCCUCCAGAACUCCUCCAAGCUCCCCAAAAGCCAGCCACAACAAGGAGAGAAUAGCAAGCACCAGCAGUUCAAGUUCAGAACAUUCAGGACCAGCCUCCCAUCUGUCAUCAAGUCAAGAAAUGUCAGCCACGUCAUCCGUUCCUGGUUAUGAUGAAAACCUGAGGCAUCGACAAACAUUACCAGUGUCUUCAAAUCUCACUUAUAGCCAUCCUUUUUCAUACCUUAGAGUGGAUAGACCUGUAGGAAAUCCGCUUCCUGAUCAAGGAGCUCCAGCUGUUUUUCCAACCUAUCCUGUCUUCAGUCCGUUACAGAUGAUGUGGUGGCAGCAGAUCUAUGCACGGCAAUACUAUAUGCAGUACCAUGCAUCAGUCUCUGAACAGGCACCACCAGAAAGUGAAGCUUCACAACCAUCUCCUCCUCCUGCCAUCAACUCACCCCAUCCGCCUCCUAACCCACCCAGGGCAGUUCAAAAUGUGGUGCCGCAGGUGAACCAGAAUGUUCAGAUGAAUGCGCAGGGUGGCCCAGUAAUGAAUGAAGAAGACAUCAAUCGUGAUUGGCUUGACUGGAUGUACACUGUGUCUCGUGCUGCCAUUCUUCUCAGUGUUGUAUACUUCUACUCAUCGUUCAGCCGCUUUGUUAUGGCAGUUGGUGCUAUGAUACUUGUGUACAUGCAUCAGGCUGGUUGGUUUCCCUUUCGACAAGAAGAAGGACAGCAGCCGGCAAGAGAAAAUGCUGCAGCAGCAAAUCACAAUAUAAUUAAUAACAAUGAGCUUAGAGAGCUGGAACGGCAGAUGGAUGAUGGACUGCAAGAGGAUGUUGGGGAUGAAAAUGCAGAUAAUGCUGCUUUAAUUCAGCGUCCAGGACUCUUCGCAUCAGCCUGGUCCUUCAUCACCACUUUCUUUACCUCUCUUAUACCAGAAGGACCUCCACAUGUUGCCAAUUAGGUUUUGAGUACAGAUAUAAAAUGGGAAUUGAUGUUUCCUGAACUAAAGUAUUGGAUAUAAGUGCAAUGUCAAAAUGAUUCACUUUUUUUUUUUUGCUUCUAUCCUACAGUUUAAUAUUUAGCCUUUGAAUAUUGUUGUUAUUUUUAGCACAAAGUGUACUUUGGGCCUUUUCCCUUUUUUAAGAUCAUAUUCUCAUUUAAAGAGGAACAAAUAGGGUUAGUUUCUGUCUUCCAUUAUUUUGUUUUAUCUUUAUUGCAGUGUUUUAAGAUUUUACAUUGUGCUUAUGCACAAAUCAAUUAAAUAUACGUGUUUAUUUUUUAAUACACACACUUUGAAUUGAAGGUGACCUUUUAUAAUCGACGUUUUGGUAUAUGUGACUUUUUAUUGCUGAACUACAUAUUGCAAUCUAAAAAUAAGUCUUAAGGUUUCUUUAGAGAUGAAAAUGCUAACAGUUCUGGUGGGAGAGUCACAUUAUUUCAGAGAUUUAAAUUUCAGUUAGAAUCAUCUAGUCAAUAUUUUAUAAAACUUCAAAAUUGGCUUAUGGGUAGAAAAAUAUUUUAAAAGUAACUAAUUAGAAUAUAGUUUUCAAUUACAAUUUUGCAUACAUUUUGGGCCAGAUCACAAGUGGCGUGCUAAUUUGUUCUCAGCACUAUCUGAGCUCAAAGUAAGAAAUAAUCCGGAUUUACGUGCAUAUUACAAAAUGUUAGGGCAGAAGCAAAAUACUUCAGGGCUUCAAAUAUCAAGAUCAUGCUAACUCCCUCUCCCUAUAGAUUUCUAUGGGUCGCGCUGAAGAAAGCCUUUUCUGUUUAUCACUCGAUAACCCGGUACUGCGCUAAAUCAUCUGCGCUAAAGCUGAAGGUGCAUCAGGAAUUCUUUAAACUCCUAUGUUCUUCACUAGAAGAAAAUGUUCUUUUUAUUUUUAAAAGUACAGUGUGUGUGUAUGUUUAUAUAUGUAUGUAUAUAUUUAUGUAUGCGUGUGUGUGUGUGUGUAUAUAUAUAUAUAUAUAUAUAUAUAUAUAUAUGGUAUUGAAAAUAAAAAAAUCUAAGUAAAGAACUUAGGAAUUUCAAGUAUUUCUAUUAAAAACAGAUUACAACAUGUUAGGUAUUUGACUGGGAAUGACUCAAACGUGUAUACAUAUAUAAGAGUUUUUUUAACCCUUACACUUCAGGUUUCUAGUAGCAUUAAAUAUUUUAGCACAGUUUAACGUUCAACUUGUUUUAUAAGCGCUAUUUAGCAUUGUUGCAAUAUCCAUUGAAAGUAUAGGUUGCGCUAGAGUGAUGUCGGCCGCACUAACCAUUCUGUGGUAAAUGUGAUUUACCAUGUACUUUUAAUAUCAGGUUAGCACACCACUUGUAAUCUGUUUUUUUUUUUUUUUUUUGAGAGUACACAUCUAUUGAGCUACCUUGUGAAAUCAAGUGGUGGUCAAGCAUUAUAAAUCUUCAAAUGGUCUCCUGUUUUUCCAUAAAACUGAAAUUAUGUACUACGUGCUUACUAUCUGACAGCAGUUUUGUCACAUUAACUUUUACCACUGGUUCUAACACCCAUUGGCGAAAUAAAGAUUGCACAUCCCUAGUUGUAAGUUGGUUGACAUAAUUAAUUUGUAUAAAUGAAUAUUUAUUUAUUUUGAAAGGUUGUGAUAAUUCAUUUUAUUCUCACACUGUCAUACAGUAAAUGAGAAAAUAUUGGUUGAAGUAUAGUCUUAUUGCUACUAGAGUAAGUACAAAAUUCCUCCCAUAAGUUUGAAGGGACACUUCUCUUCCACUAUAUAUCUCCUUCCUUACACAUAAUUAAUUGUCUACCCAUUUGGAGUACUGUAGACUGACUUGAAGCACUGUGCCAAUCUAUAUUUUUUAAUGCCUACAUAAAGAAUGCAGUUACCCCCUGACUGUGACCUUGUUAGUGGCUGUUUUAUACAGGCACCCUUGUACAUUUUAUAGGAAUAUGUUUGGGCAAUUUAUCUGUGAAUUCAUCGUCUGUUUUUGAGGCUAUGGGUACUUGUUUAGUGUUAUUCUGAAGGAAUAUACAGUGGAUAUAAAAAGUCUACACACUCAUGUUAAAAUGUCAGGUUUCUGUGAUGUAAAAAAAUUAGACAAAGAUAAAUAAUUUCAGAACUUUUUCCACCUUUAAUGUGACCUAUAAACUACACAACUCAAUUGAAAAAGCAAAAUAAACAUUUUAUUUAAAAAUAUCUCUGAGGAAGCGCAUGUGAACAUGUCAGAUAGUCAGAGCUGCAUCUCUUGUCUAUCACCUGCAUGAAUAAACUCUGAUUGAAGCACUGGCAUCCAGUCCGGAUUUGUCCUCUUUUUUUCUGAUUUUAUUUAAAAAGGCAGCUUUUUUUCUUUCCUGAUCGCUGUCUAUUUGUGAAAUCACCUGCUGUUUUUGUUGUGAUAUCACCUGUGGAGCUGUUUGCCUGAUAUCAUUCUGUGAGUAUACUGCACUUAUAUAUUAAGGUGCACAGACAUACUAAGUCAAUGUGAUAUUCUUUGAACACAGAUACAGACAGAACCCCUUUUUGGGAAGAUUGUGAAAUCACCUGUGGAGCCGCUUGUCUGAUAUUACUCUGUGAGUAUACUGCACUUAUGUAUUAAUGUGCUCAGACAUACUAUGCCAAUCCGAUAUUCUUUGAACACAGAUACAGACAGAAUUCUUCUGGGAAAAUUGUGCAACAGAGAGAAAAAUCAUUUGGAGAUCCCUUAGAACCAGCGCCUCUAUCUGCCAAUAUAUACAUUGUUUGUACAGCUUUGAGAGAGACUGUUUGGAAGGCAGCGGUUCUAACUAAAGGGAAGUAACUAUCCUAUUGUAUAUUUUUUUUUGUUCUCAAUUGAAAAACAAACUGAAAUCUUUAAGGUGGAGGGAAGUAAACAAAAAAAACUAAAAUAAUGUAAUGUAAUAAUAAAUAACUGGGGAUGUAGCUGUGUUCAGAAAUAAGCAAUCACAUUCAAAACCAUGUUAAAUAAGAGUCAUCACACACCUGCCAUAAUUUAAAGUGCCUCUGAUUAACCCUGAAUAAAGUUCAGCUGUUCUAGUAGGUCUUUCCUGACAUUUUCUUAGUCGCGUCCUACACAAAAGCCAUGGUCCGCAGAGAGCUUCCAAAGCAUCAGAGGGAUCUCAUUGUUAAAAGGUAUCAGUCAGGAGAAGGGUACAAAAGAAUUUCCAAGGCAUUAGAUAUACCAUGGAACACAGUGAAGACAGUCAUCAUCAAGUGGAGAACAUAUCGCACAACAAUGACAUUACCAAGAACUGGAUGUCCUUCCAAAAUUGAUGAAAAGACGAGAAGAAAUCUGGUCUGGGAGGCUACCAAGAGGCCUACAGCAACAUUAAAGAAGCUGCAGGAAUAUCCGCCAAGUACUGUGUGGUACAUGUGAUAACAAUCUCCUGUAUUCUUCAUAUGUUUGGGCUUUGGGGUAGACGGCAAGGUUGGACUUUUUGGCAAUAAUUCCAAAAGAUAUUUUUGACGCAAAAACAACACUGCAUAUCACCAAAGAACACCAUACCCACAGUGAAACAUGGUGAUGGCAGCAUCAUGCUUUGGGGCUGUUUUUCUUCAGCUGGAACUGGGGCCUUAUUCAAGGUAGAGGGAAUUAUGAACAGUUCCAAAUACCAGUCAAUAUUGGCACAAAACCUUCAUGCUUCUGCUAGAAAGCUGAACAUGAAGAUGAACUUCAUCUUUCAGCAUGACAACGACCUAAAGCAUACAUCCAAAUCAACAAAGGAAUGGCUUCACCAGAAAAAGAUUAAAGUUUUGGAAUGGCCCAGCCAGAGCCCAGACCGGAAUCCAAUCGAAAAUCUGUGGGGUGAUCUGAAGAGGGCUGUGCACAGGAGAUGCCCUCGCAAUCUGACAGAUUUGGAGUGUUUUUGCAAAGAAGAGUGGGCAAAUCUUGCCAAGUCAAGAUGUGCCAGGCUGAUAGACUCAUACCCCAAAAGACUGAGUGCUGUAAUAAAAUCAAAAGUUGCUUCAACAAAGUAUUAGUAUUAGCACACUUAUGCAACCAUAUUAUUUUAUUUUUACUUCCCUUCACCUAAAAAAUUUCAGUUUGUUUUUCAAUUGAGUUGUACAGUUUAUAGGUCACAUUAAAGGUGGAAAAAGUUCUGAAAUGAUUUAUCUUUUUCUAUCACAGAAACCUGCCAUUUAAACAGGGGUGUGUAGACUUUUUAUAUCCACUGUGUGUGUGUGUGUAUAUAUAUAUAUAUAUAUAUAUAUAUAUACACUCACACUCACUGUAUAUUGUUAGGGGCUUUACAGCUUGUUUUAAUUAUGGCUGUUCAAUGUACCCUGUAUUUUAGAUAAUACAGUCCUGCUUCAUAAUGCACAUUGAGAAUUAGGUUGUAUGAACCUUAUGUUUGUGGGAAUGUCUUUCGGAUAGAUGGUCUGUAUAUAUGCCCCCAUAUCAUCAUUAUUAUAUUACAUUUCUCUAACCUAAGUUUUCUUCUGCUGUAUGUUAUUGUUAGCACUGUAGAAUCUGUUGGCACUCUACAAAUAACUAAUAAUCGGCUAGAUUAUGAGUUUUGCGGUGCGGCUAUUAAAGCUGAAAAAUUGGCCAUUACGCUGGAAUGGCCGGGAAUGCAUAUUACGAGUUGAGGCGGUAUAGCUAUACCGCGGGCAUUUUAGCCUGUAACACAACGUCCAUUCUGCACUCAAAAAAAUGUUGUUUGAGUGCAGGAUUUUCCAUAGCGUCGUAUUACAGGUUGUGCGGUCUGGCUAAAAUGCUUGCGUUACAGCUUAUACCGACUCGAUCCAUACCACCACCUGAGAGCAGUAGUUAUGGAUUUUGCGAAAUAAAAAUGUUUCAUAAAACUCAUAACUAAAAUGUUACAAAAAACACUAACACCCAUAAACUACCUAUUAACCCCUAAACCGCCACCCUUCCGCAUUGCAAACACUAUAUUAAACCUAUUAACCCCUAAUCCACCGCUCCCCGACAUCGCCAACACUAAUAAAAGUUAUUAACCCCUAAUCCGCCGUCCCCGACAUCGCUGACACCUAAAUAAACCUUUUAACCCCUAAACCGCCGGCCCCCCACAUUACCACAACUGUAAUAAAGUAUUAACCCCUAAACCUCCAGCCCCCCACAUCGUAACUACUAAACCUAUUAACCCCUAAACCGCUGGCCCCCCACAUCGCAAAACACUAAAUUAAACUAUUAACCCCUAAACCUAACACCCCCCUAACGUUAAAUAAAAAAACAUCUUAAAAUAAAUACAAACUUACCUGUAAAAUAAUAAAAAAUACACCUAAGUUUAAACUAUAAAUUAACAUAACAAUUCUAAUAAAAAUAAAAAAAACUACCAAUUAAAAAAUCUAAAUUACAAAUUUAAAAAAACCUAACACUACGAAAAAAUUUAAAAAAUAUAAAUUUACAAAAAAUAAACACUAAAUUACGAAAAAUUUAAAAAAAAACUAAGCUUACAAAAAUUAUUAAACGAAAUAUAAAAAAAAAAACAAUUACACCUAAUCUAAUAUCCCUAUAAAAAUAAAAAAGCCCCCCAAAAUAAAAACACCCCCAAACCUACAAUAAACUACCAAUAGCCCUUAAAAAGGCCCUUUGUAGGGCAUUGCCCUAAGUUAAACAUCUCUUUUACCUUAAAAAAAAGUCCCCCAAAAAAGUAAAUCAACCUACCCAACCAACCACCCAAAAUAAAAAAAACCUAACUCGAAAAAAAAAAGCAUUCAGCUCUUUUAACCUGCCCAAAGCCCUAAUCUUAAAACAAAAAACACCCAAAAAAAAAAAAAAAAAAAACUAACACUAUAACCCCAUAAAUUCUACUCACGAUUCCUGAAGUCCAGACAUCCAUCUUCAUCCAGGCGGCGAGGAUUCUUCAUCCAGGCAGCAACACCUUUAUCCAUCUCGGGGACAUCUUCUAUCUUCAUCCCGGCAGGACGGAGCGGAGCUAUCCUGGACGGCGAAGACAUCCUGCGCGGAACGUCCUCUUCAUACGGUCACCGCCGUACACUGAAGUUGAAUGCAAGGUAGCCGUUAUAAAAUCGCGUAUCUUGUAUUCCUAUUGGCUGAUUUGAUUCUUCAAAUUCAAAUCAGCCAAUAGGAUGAAAGCUUCUGAAAUCCUAUUGGCUGAUUUGAACUGAUUGUUUGCAUCAGUUAUCUUGUGGCUGUUCACAAAAAGUCUACAAUACAAGAAUUUACAGACAUGUCAGAUGGGCGCUAGUUAAUCUCAGGACACCUUCUACUGUUCAUAGUCUAGGUUUUCACAAAUAUCACAGAAAAUAACUUUACCAUCAGAAAAUUCAUCCUGUGCAGUGGUCUGUGUACAUUGGUUGUUUCCUAUGGCAAUCUCAGAAAUAUUUAGUUCCAGAUUUAGAUAUGAUAGCAGUAAAGGAAACCUGCAAAAUAAUUCUGCUAAAAAAUAGACAGUUAUGUUUUAGAAGUAGAUGUAAUGGUAAUUUCUUGGAGACAAUGUUUUUGUGCUGCUCUUUUAAAUGAGGCAAGCAGAAGGUAACUAAUAUUGGUACCCACCAGUCUAAAAUUGACUUGAUAUUGGACCUAGGACUUCUUAAAUGGCAUUUUUCAUUCUCAGAUUGUUGUCUCAGAACCCAUUUCUUAACCAAGAUCUAAAAGUGUUUGAACAAGCUACUUGGAUCCUUGAAUCUCAAGAAUAGUGAAUAAAAAUUAUUUUCUAAUAAGAAAAUGGGUAUUUUCCUUGGGAUUACCUUUCUACUCCCAUGGUUUCAGAUUUUGUUUUAAAAAUGGUGUCAGUAUUGGUUUAUCCAUUAUUUUUCAGAAAGUACAGAUGUCUGCAGUGUCACUUGUUUUUUUUCGUAAGUAUUUGCUAUUCCCCAUGAUUGUAUUAUAUUCCUCUUGUGUACAGUAAUAACUUAAUCUAGUGUUCUUUUUUUGAAACUUAGGUCCUCUUGAGCGUAUCUCAGUAUUCUCUCAUGGAAAGGAGCUAAGUUUUAAAAAAAGGAUACCAAGCGAACAAGGCACAUUUGAUAGAUGUAAAUUGUCAUAUUUCGUUUUAAAUUGUAUGUUUUAUAUCAGUCAUGAAAAGUUUAAUUUUUACCUACAAGUCCCUUUUUAAAAGUUGUUUAAAAAAAUCAGGUAUAUUUUUGUCCAUAGCAAAAUAUAUUUUAGAGUUUGGUAUAUUUCUUUGUCUUAUUCUUCCUCAGGAUAAGGGUGUCGUGAGUGUUGCUUUGUUUGUUUCCUAAGAUAGGCUCCUCUUUUGACAGUACAGAAUUAUGGUUUCUUCAUUCUGUCUGAAGCUGUGAUCUUGAAACUGGACCAUCGCUUUUAUCUUGUCAUAACUUUCAAGUACUAAUUGAUAGCUUGUACAGAUAUCGGAACACUGCUUAUCUUUUUUUGUUCUCCAUUCUAGGGUCAAAAAGCUUCCAGCUAAUUGGAUUUAUUCUAUUAUCUUUAUGGUUUGUGAGUUCAGGAGGAAUCCAGUGCCUUCUAAGGAUUAGAGGUCUAUUUUUCAAAGUAUAAAUAACUAGAGUUCCAGAGAUGGGAUUUACCAUGUUUUGUGUCACCAAAAUUGACAAAACUACUCCAAAUACAUCAUAAAACAAAUUAACGUGUUUUCAUGGGUGAUACAUUUAAUAGCCUGAAUGAUAGAAUCCAUGGGGUUAAAACAAGUGUGAAAGGUAAAUGGGCGCUUCAUGUUGCGAUUCCAAGGAUGCAAUUAUUUGUGCAUAUAUUGACAAUGAAAAUCUAUUUCAUAAUAUAUCAUAGUUUUGUGACUUCAAGGACAUCUAUGUAUUAAUAAUAGAUUUCACAUCGUAUUAUUAGGUUGCUAUUGCAAAAACACAGUUCUGCAGGCAUUCAUUAGAGGAUGAUUUAGUAUUUUCUCUUUGCUACUACCCCUGUAUGUAAUACACUGUUAUGUAUAUAUACAGUAUAUAUAUAUAUAUAUAUAUAUAUAUAUAUAUAUAGUGAAAAUGUCUUAAUGAAACAGUGAAACAGAUAUGUUUAGUUCAAAAGUUUCUGGCAUAUUUAAACAAUUUAAAUAUUUUAUUUAAAAAAAAAAUCUGUUGGAACAUUAUAUGAUCACAUAUGACAUUAAACAAACAACUUGAAUAAUCACAAUGUUUUAAAAAUAUAUAUAAAAAAAUUGUACAUGCCAAAAAGAGGCAGCAGCUCAAUAUUUGUUAAUUUAGCAAUGCCAUUUACUAAUUUAAUAAUAUGAAGGUAAUUUUGGUUGUGGGCAUUUUUAAAUAUUUUAACAUAAUCAUUUAAAACAUAUAGAGUUUAAAUAUUUGAUACGCUUUUCUAAAGGAUUGUGAGCAACCUCAUAGUCAUGUAAAUGCAUCAACUGAUAUUAAAAAAUAUUUGCAAUUUUGUUUUUAUAUUUUCUAUUUUUUUUAUUUUGGUUGCAAAACAUGCUAUAGUGAUACACAACUGGAAAUCUACUCAUCCUGCUUUGUACCAUCUAUAAGUACUUACCCUUAGACUAGGAGUACCUGGAGUGACCCAUGAGGGGCCUUGUGAUCUACAUGACAAUACGUAGGGUCACUGGGUGUUGCAGCACAAGGCUGCUGUUCCUCAGGGGAGUAUAUGGGGAAGGGAGGAGCCUCCUGUGGGCCUGUAACUAAUCCUCUUGCUUGCAUGAAAUAUAAACAUAAAAAAUUGUCUUUAAUUGCUUUUUGUACUGAAAGAAUUAAAUAUGGUGAAAACAAUAACUGCUAAAGUAAAUAAAUCCAUUUACAAGUUUAAUUAAACCAUAUCUAGCGUAAACCCUUAAUGCACUAUUUGUUAUUGCAUCUUUGUUUGGACUUGGUCCUCUCAUAGCAGUUUUGGAAACCAACAACUCUAUUAGCUGUUUUAAUUUUAAAAUAAGACUGCACUAUCAUUUCUUGCAUGAUUUAGAUAGAACAUACCAUUUUAAACAACUUUUCAAUUUACUUCUAUUAUCCAAUUUGCUUCAUUCACUUGGCAUCCUUUGUUGAAGGAGUAGCAGUGCACUAUGGGGAGCUAGUUGAACACAUCAGAGGAGACAAUGACGAGGAAUUUAUGUGCAGCCACUAACCAUCAGCUAGCUCCCAGUAGUGCAUUGCUGCUCCUGAGCCUACCUAUCCUUUCAGCAAAGGAUACCAAGACAACUUAGUGAAUUGCAUAAUAUAAGUACAUUUGAACAUUGCAUGUUUUUUAUGAAUCAUGAAAGAUUAUCUUUACUUUACUGUCCCUUUAUAGGAAAACUAGAGGGAAUCAAUGUCAUUUCUAAAACAGAAAUAUAUGAAUAUUGCUAUGGAAGAUACAUUCUCUGAAUGAGUAACGUUAUAUUGAUAAAAUGUGUUUUUUUAAGUUGACAUUUCUCACAAUUUGGGGUUUGUUUUCUUUAUCACAGCAGAAAUAGUAAUUGGAAAGUGUUUGUUUAAACUAUAUUCAUUAUAGUAUUGAUAACUGCUCAAGGGUAGCUUACAAUGAAAUUAUACUUAUUUCAACUAUACUUCUAUACCUAUUGUCUAGCCGGUUUGCUCAACUGCCAUGUAUUGUACCAUUAAACUAGUUUUCAUACAAUAGCAGUUCUGUUCUGAGAGUGUCAAAGGGAUAUUAGUUGCUAAAUAAAAGCUACGUAGAAUGAACAAAGAUUAGCAUGAUAAUAAUAUGCAGGUGUAUUUUUUUUUUUCCAAUUAAUUUAGAUGUUUAAAUAUUGAAAGAAUCAAUGUAACGUUUUAGAGUCCACAAAGCAAAUGGGUGCUGCCAUGUUGUAAUCUAGGUUUGCUUCUCUGCUGUAGCUGAUUGUGGACAGGUAUAAACAAGUCACUAGAAUGUGCAACCAAUCACUGUGUAGAAUAUAACUGUGUUAUGCCUGAAGCCUGCACUUUUAACAGGGAUUGUACACAAAUCUCUGAAUUAAAUUACAGGGAAAAUAAUUUUAUUUUUUUAAAUUACAUGCAAUUAAAAGGAGAUGAAACCCAUUUUUUUUCUUGAUUCAGAUAGAACAUGCAAUGUUAAAAAAACUUUCUAAUUUAAUUCUAUUAUCACAUUUUCUUUUUUCUCUUGGCAUCAUUUGUUGAAAAGCAGGGAGGUAAUUUCAGGAGCGUGUUUGCAGCACUAUAUGGAAGCAGUUUUGCAAAACUGUUAUUCAUUUGCAAGAACACUAGAUGGCAGCAGUAUUUCCUGCCAUCUACUGCUUUAGGCACCUACCUAGAUCUCUCGUCAGCAAAGAAUACCAUGGGAAGUAAGCUAAUUUGAUAACAGAAGUUAAUUGGAAACAUUUUUUUUAAAUUGUAUGCUCUUGUCUAAAUCACUAAAGAUUUUUUUUGGGUCCCAUAUCCAUUUAAAAUAUUAUAUUGCAAUUUUAGUGUCUUAUGUCCCCUUUAACAUUGUUUUUCCCUGUGGUUGGUAAAGAUCAUAUUUCUCAUAAUAUUUAGUUGUACUAAAGAUUGUAGGCUUUAAGGCUAUGCAGAUUAUUUUUUUUAAUUUUAAGGAUUUUUCCCUUUUCUUUGUUUCCCAUGUCAGUUUUAGGGCAACACUGCAGAUCUAACAGUAUGUACAUCUUUAUUGCUUGUAAACCUUUAAACAAAAUUGCUAGAGAUUAGUGUAAAAAAAAAAUACAUUUGAUCACUGGCUUGAAAAUCUCAGCAAAGCCUUAAUCAUAAUUGUGCACUUUCUAACAUUUUAUUCAUAAUAGCACUUAAAGUCAAGGUAAUGUUUGACAAAUCAGUGCCCGGGUUUUAAUAAUCCUAUUAAAAACAGGGGCAUUUUAAUUCAUCAAAUUUUAUAUUUCACUAGUUUUGUUAAUCCUGACAGCCGCUGCAGUGCUUGCUCCGCCCAUCACAAGUCCUCUUCCCGGGUCCAAAAUUACGAAUCUGGCUUCCUCAAAUCACGACGUUGCCUCAGGCCAUAAAUCCCCCGGGGGGAAAGCGUGAUUGGAGGAAGCUGGAUUCGUCAUUUCCGACGUAUGAAGAGGCAUCCGACGGUCGGGGGAGACGCUGGAGCGGCUGUCAGGAUUAAAAGGUAAGUUUUUGAUCAAAACAAAUGAAAUGUAAAGUUUGAUGAAUUAAAGUGCCCCUGUUUUUAAUAGGAUUAUUAAAAACCGGGCACUGAUUCGUCUAACAUUUGCUCACUAUUUAGUAUGUACUUACCACCUAAAUAAAAUGUUUGGCUUAUUCAAUAAUCUAGUCUUUAACAGUAUGUGGUUAUAUGUUGGUCACAGGAAAUUGGCAAUGGAUUCACAUUCGUGUUAGAAGCUGAAUGUGGUUGAAUACAACAGACAGUAUAGUCUUUAAUGUAAAUAUUAUCCUGUUGCGUGUGUGUGUGGAUGAAGCAUAUAGUAUGCUUAAAUUACAAACCUGUAAGAAAUGAAACUGUAAUUACAAUGUUUUAUAAUUAAAAUGUAAUAAAGUACUCUGAAAAAUAAUAUAAA
This is a messenger RNA of Bombina bombina (fire-bellied toad), 12880 nucleotides long. RefSeq names its product HERPUD family member 2 (gene HERPUD2). The coding region runs from base 358 to 1560 and encodes 400 amino acids. Gene Ontology annotation, molecular function: protein binding. NCBI's taxonomy places the organism in Eukaryota, Metazoa, Chordata, Amphibia, Anura, Bombinatoridae. The transcript is spliced from 9 exons. The record is from RefSeq and is a predicted model, not a curated record. Gene Ontology annotation, biological process: endoplasmic reticulum unfolded protein response.